AUGGGUUUGAAAGUCGUGCAGUUGGGUCUGAGGGCCUGGGAGUUCAUCUGGUCGCUCCUCCUCAUGGCCCUCCUCGGUAACAUGAUCGCCGAAGCGUUCGCCGGAAACCCUGCGACGGUCAACUACUCGAUCUUCUGCUCUGUAUUCUCGAUGCUCACGCUCUUCUACACGAUCCCGGCAUCCUUCAACAUCGACUGGGCCGGUCACCCCAUUAUCAUGAUCGUCCUGGACUCGCUAAACUGCGUGUUCUUCUUCUGCGCGGCUAUCGCGCUCGCUGCUAAGCUCGAGUGUCACUCCUGCAACAACACAGAGUACCUCAAGAACAACGAGAUCACCAACGGCUCAAACAACAUGACCAAGCGCUGUCGCGAGGCCCAGGCUUCCGUUGCGUUCCUCUGGUUCGCAUGGGCCGGGUACAUGGCUUCCGUCGUUGUCUCGGUCUUCAUGUCUCGCGCUUCGACAGUGAACCUGCGCGGCCGGACUGGUAGUGCUCGUCGUGGUGGCGGUGCGCCAAGCAUGGCCCAGGUCUAG
Molecule: messenger RNA, 531 nt
Organism: Penicillium soppii
Lineage: Eukaryota; Fungi; Ascomycota; Eurotiomycetes; Eurotiales; Aspergillaceae
Product: MARVEL domain-containing protein
Exons: 3
Coding region: 1-531 (176 amino acids)
Biological process (GO): eisosome assembly; protein localization to plasma membrane
Cellular component (GO): plasma membrane; eisosome
Source: RefSeq, a predicted model, not a curated record